AUGCCAGGACGCUCGACUUCUUCGCUAACUGUCGAGAACGAGAAAUCUUCCGUCCCUGCUAUCACCGAAAAACAGUUAGAGGCCCCGGACCACGAGUUCGAGGUGGUCCUCGAUGUAACAGACGAUCCACAGUGCAUGUCGACAUUCAGGAAAUGGGUCAUUAUCGUUAUCAUCAGUUGUGCUUCUCUCUGCGUUACGUGCGCGUCGUCUGUUGCGUCCUUCGCAGAGCAGGGAGUUGCCAAGGAUUUUCAUGUUUCGCACACUGUCACCAUACUUUCAAUCAGUCUAUUCGUCGAAGGGCUUGGUCUAGGUCCUCUACUUGUGGGACCCUUGUCGGAGGUCUACGGCCGCUCGAUUGUUUACCGCAUCUCUUAUGCGCUUUUCUUCGUCUUUUCGUGGCCAAUAGCGUUCGCACCGAAUAUUGAGGUCUAUUUAAUAUUCCGUUUCGUUACUGGCGUGAGUGAUAUGUUUGAUAAUGCUACUGUUGCGAAUCCAAUGGCAUUCUAUACGAUAUCUCCAUUCAUUGGUCCGGUACUUGGGCCUCUGAUUAGCGGGUUUAUCAAUCAGAACACUCACUGGCGAUGGACCUUCCGUGUUCUGCUAAUUUGGAUUUUCGCCCAACUUGUUGCGCUGUUCUUGUUUGUACCCGAAACAUAUGUGCCGGUCAUCCUCAAGAAAAAGGCUGCACGACUACGAAAAUCUACAGGAAAUCCGAAACUGUGGGCGCCGCUAGACAGACGGAACACAAAUCUCACACAAGCCAUCAUUCUGAGUUGUUAUACCCCCUUCCAAUUGAUAUGGUACGACCGGAUGGCCCUCCUUCUUAACACAUGGACCGCCCUUAUCCUCGGAAUCCUCUACCUCACGUUCCAAGCCUUCCCCAUUAUCUUUGAAGAGCACCACGGUUUCAGCAUGCAACAGACGGGACUGACAUACCUCGGAAUUGGCUUGGGCAUGAUCUGUGCCAUGUUUACGCAGCCGUAUUGGAACCGAAUCGUCGCCCGUGCUGCAGAAAAGAACAACGGAAAGGCCCCUCCAGAAGCUAGGCUGUAUAUGGGCCAAGUGGGCGGUAUCCUCGUUCCCGUCGGGCUGUACUGGCUUGCCUUCACUACAUAUUCGUCGGUGCACUGGAUUGUCCCCAUCAUCGCAUCCAUACCAUUUGGAGCUGGAAUUUACUUCGUCUUCACCGCCGUUUUCACAUAUCUAGUGACGGCAUAUAGACCUAUCGCAGCAAGUGCAAUGGCGAGCAAUAGUGCAAUGCGGUCGACCUUUGCGGCUGCAUUCCCGCUAUUUGCAGGGGCAAUGUACCACAAACUAGGCAUGGUGGGAGCCACGGCGCUACUAGCUGGCAUCAUGACAUUGUGUGUACCCUUACCGUUCAUAUUUUUGAGCAUUGGAGCAAGAUUGAGGGCGACAUCAAGGUUUGCGAGCAAGGACUGA
This is a messenger RNA of Desarmillaria tabescens, 1440 nucleotides long. Its product is annotated as major facilitator superfamily domain-containing protein. The record is from RefSeq and is a predicted model, not a curated record. Gene Ontology annotation, molecular function: transmembrane transporter activity. Bases 1 to 1440 code for a protein of 479 amino acids. Lineage: Eukaryota; Fungi; Basidiomycota; Agaricomycetes; Agaricales; Physalacriaceae. The transcript has 11 exons. Gene Ontology annotation, biological process: transmembrane transport. Gene Ontology annotation, cellular component: plasma membrane.